Suhomyces tanzawaensis NRRL Y-17324 is the source of this 1437-nucleotide messenger RNA. RefSeq lists its product as uncharacterized. Gene Ontology annotation, molecular function: phospholipid binding. Gene Ontology annotation, biological process: vacuole fusion, non-autophagic. The transcript has a single exon. Gene Ontology annotation, cellular component: fungal-type vacuole membrane. Lineage: Eukaryota; Fungi; Ascomycota; Pichiomycetes; Serinales; Debaryomycetaceae. The record is from RefSeq and is a predicted model, not a curated record. Bases 1 to 1437 code for a protein of 478 amino acids.
AUGGUUAGCAAUGGCAAGGGCGAAAAUGCCACCCCAGAUCAAACUACUCAUUCACUCCAAAAGACACCCCAGUCAUCCCAAACAAACAACCAGAACACGCCAAAAGGCCACACAAGCACCAGCAAUGGAACCAAGCCUCCCGAGCAUCUCUCUGAGUUUUAUUCCUUCAUGAAUACGAAGUCCAGCAUACCCUUAUCUCCUACACCCAGUAGUUCGUCCAGGAAGAUUCCAGCCGCAUCAGAAGAUCGCAAGAUCCAACGCCAGCCUUCCUUGAAUACAUUCACAUCCUUUUCGCCGUCUGUACUGGACCUUCCUAGCAUUGUCACAUCAAAGGACUUUCUGAACAACAUCAAAACCUACAACAAGCUACUCAGCCUGGCUUCAAAAUUGAGAACAACUUUACUCCAAGUAUCCGAAGCCGCCAAUGAAUUUGGCCAAGCAUUGGAAGAGUGCAUCACCGAGUGCCCGAAAUCAAACAAUAAUAAGAGUGUAAGUGAUGGCUUGAUGAACGCUGGUGGGUUACAAUACAUGUUGGGAAGCAAUCAACAGAUAUUGAGUAAUUUGAUACGAACUAGUUUUGAAGAACCAUUGGCCAAAGAAUUGGCCAGAUUACAGGAAGAGUACACCGUCAAUCAUGGGUACUAUCAACAGGAAGUUAAAAGAAAAUCUCAGGCAUUGAGAGAAAAGGAAUUGGAAAAUUUGAAGUUAUCUAAGCAGAGAACCCGAAAUUUGAACGCAUACAAAAACAAUCUUCUCAACUUGACUAAUCAGCUUGAAGAAAUUGACCGCCUCAAGUAUGAUUAUUAUCAUGAAAUUAAUUUGAUGAUCGAAAGGUUCAACCUGGAACAACUAUUGAUAAAGACUGGUUCUUUAGUGAGGGCACAAUUGGAAAUUUUUGAGGGGAUAGCGAGAAAGGGAUGGUCCGGUGGGGGGUUGGAUGAGCUACUUGAGAUAUCUCCAGAUUUAUUUGAAGCUAGUUACGAGUCUGAUGAUGUUACAACUCCAGAUAACGACUAUGAUGAUAGACUUGGGGGUUUAGAUAAGAGUGCCUCAGUUUCGACUUUGAAGCAGAAUCUGGUGACAAAUCAUGAUGUACGAGAAGGGGUCAAAAACAUCGAUAAAGAGGUCCUCGAAGUUGUUAAGGUGGAGGAUGAGGAUGAUUACGUCGAGGACAAUGUUACCGCGGAUACAGUUCGAAUUGAUAGGAGUCGCCUGCAAACCCCCAGAAAUGAAGAUCAAACCUCUUCAAUAUCUAAACCCCUUGCGUCAAGCAAGUUUUCCGAAACAGAAGGCGGCCAAGACGAAUCAUUUUCCCUACCGGUUGUCCAUAAUUCUUCCUUGUUGGGCCCCAAGUACAAGUCAUCAGAUGCUGAAACCUCUCCAGAAAGUAUUGCUAAUAUUGACCAUCACAACAUUUUAGAUGAGUUAGAUAACUAA